Cyprinodon variegatus (sheepshead minnow) is the source of this 10108-nucleotide messenger RNA. It is a transcript of the gene chd9, whose product is annotated as chromodomain helicase DNA binding protein 9. Bases 257 to 9244 code for a protein of 2995 amino acids. The record is from RefSeq and is a predicted model, not a curated record. Gene Ontology annotation, molecular function: protein binding; ATP-dependent chromatin remodeler activity; ATP binding. The transcript is spliced from 39 exons. Lineage: Eukaryota; Metazoa; Chordata; Actinopteri; Cyprinodontiformes; Cyprinodontidae.
CGCUGUUAUCGCCGUCACGUCAGCAGCAGCAGCAGCAGAGCCGCUGCGCCGUGGUCGCCAGCAGGAGUACAACUAACAACACAGCCCCAACUUCGCCCCGCACCACUCCGCCAACACUGACGCCUAGAGUUGCGCUUCGGGGUUACUUUCAGGAACACGAUAAGAUGGAGAUGCUCUAACAGCAAAGAUUGUCUCACCGGGACCAUCUUGGAUCCAGGGUGCUCCCAAAGAUUCCCAUCACCCUCGGAUUUCAGUCAUGGACUUCUUUGACGAUCCCAACCUCUUUGUUGGGGGUUUGGAAGGGCUGGAUGAAGAUGGUUUCCAUUCAGCACCUUCGCUCGUGGAUGAGCUCAACCUUAGUGCUGGUUUCGAACCCCUCCAAGUGGAGGCACUUGGUCCAGGGAAGCAUCAAGAAUUGAUGACACCAGUCUCUUCGCAACAAGCUGUACCCAGUUACAACCAGUCCAUGGUUCAUUAUACUAGCAUCAAGGCACAGAAUCCCCUUGGUCAGGUAUUUUCUAGUUCCCAGAAUACAGGUUGCGACAUUGGUACUCAGCAACAUGGCCAGUACCAUAAUGCCACCAUUAGCCAAGUAGCUCAACCCAAUGGGCUGUUUUGCAGCUCUGGGAGCCCAAUGUGGGGCAACCAAGACCAAAAUGGGAAUGUGUUUCACCACAUGUCUCAGCAUCAACAACUUUGUCAUCAGCCACUGCACAACCAGCAACUUCACAGCAGACAACAUACUCAACAGCAGCACCAUUCUGGUCAUCAACGGGUGGAGCAGCAGCAGAGAAUGCAACCUCUACAGCAGCACAGUCAUCAGCAGCAGCUGCUUAACCAGCACCAACAAAUUACCACAGCGAGUUCUUGCCUGCAGCAACAGCAGCAUCACUCUUUCUCUUUCCACCAGGGAGGUCAGGCUAGCAGCCAGCAGCAGAUGCACCAUUCUCAGCAUCAAGCACCUGCAAGAGAAUCCCAGUUCCAUUCCAGGACUCUUCCAGAUAAGCCUUAUUUGGAUUGUCAGAACACUUCUCUGAGCGCGACUUGCUUGCAACCGCGUCAACAGCAGGGGAACUACCAGUUGGUCAGGGGAGGUCCAGCCUUCUCUGGAACAGACUCCCGCCUGUCAUUCCCCAUACAUCCAUCGUCUGCAGUUCACUCCAUGCCCACAUGCUCUGUCAGUUCAGCUCAUGCUUACCAAGCGGCUGAGUUCCCUGCCUAUCCUGGAGAGCCAGAAAUACCCAGUCUCAGUCAGCAGUCUCCAUGUAGGCCCAUCACUACUGCACCAAUUACUACUACAGUGCCUAGGCUGCCUGGAACUGCAUGCCAGUUCCAGUCCACAGCACAUGUGAGUCAGCUGCAGUCCGGAACAGCAGUGAACCAAGCAGACGAGUGUCCCUUCAGAGCCUUACGCUGUUCUGGAGAAACCCAGACCGUCUGCAAGUCAGAGAUGUUUGAAGAGUCAGUGAGUUGCUAUCAAGGCAUGAUGAACCACCUGCCCUCUGAGCAGCACAUGAGCUGCGGGGUUAUUAACACUAAUGGGUACCAAGCUUUUGGAGACAAUAUCCUGCCAUCAGAAGCCCAGGAUGGGGACUUGGAAGACCUGGAUCCUCCUGACCUCCUGCCUGACCUGCUGCCUCAGCUGGAGGACGCUUUCAGGCAGCAGGAUGAAUCCAGCUGUUCUUGGCUGGAGUCAGGUCAGCAGAACGGACAUGAGAACGGGAAACCACCAGCUACUGAAUGCAAGGAUGAGAAGCCUCGAAAAAACCCCAAUGGUUCCAGUUGUCAGGUGCGGGUCCUCAGCCCCACAGUGAAGAGCAGCCCUUCAUCCUCCUCCUCCUCUUCGUCGUCUUCUUCCUCAUCUUCAUCCUCCUCCAGCUCCUCGUCGGAGAAGAGGGUGCCAAGGAGGAAGCACCAUCAGAUGGAGUCAACUGUGCAUGAGAAGCAGGAGAAGGCCAAUAGGAUAAUAUCAGAGGCGAUAGCCAAGGCGCGACAAAGAGGGGAGAAGAACAUCCCACGGGUCAUGAGCCCGGAGAGCUUCCCCAGCUCCUCUGCUCAGUUCAAGACUCACCGUGAGCGCGAGCACAAAGGAAAUGGCAAAGCCCGGACCAAAGAGAAGGCCUCCAGGAAGGCCUGCAUCGUACCUUCAUCAAAGCCCAAGCAAAAGACCAAGAUUGGGAAAAUAGUGAUCAAGAUUGGAAAAAGGAAAAAGCGAAAGCCAGAGUCUUCAGAGGAGGAGUCGGAUGAUGAUCCCCCCCUUCGUUACGCUUCUAAGGAUGACGACUCUAAGAGGCGGUCGAAUCGCCAGGUGAAGAGGAAGAAAUAUGCUGAGGAGCUGGAAGCCAGGUUGUCAGAUGAGGAUGUCAAAGUCAUAGUGAAGGCCAAGAAAACCAACACUGCUGCAUCCAAGGAGCCUGCUGUUCAGCUCUUUGUGGAGAAUCCAACAGAGGAGGAUGCUGCUGUUGUCGACAAAAUCAUGUCUUCUCGUAUCAUCAAGAAGGAGGUCUCUCCAGGUGUGAUGGUAGAAGUGGAGGAGUUUUUUGUAAAAUACAAAAACUACUCCUACCUUCACUGUGAAUGGGCCACAGAGCAGCAGCUAGAAAAGGACAAGAGGAUUCAGCAGAAGAUCAAACGCUUCAAGAUGAAACAAGCACAGAGGGCGCUCUUCUUCACUGAUAUGGAUGAGGAACCUUUCAACCCCGACUAUGUUGAAGUCGACAGAGUGCUGGAGGUAUCGUACUGCGAGGACAAAGACACAGGCGAGGAAGUGGUGUACUACCUGGUGAAGUGGUGUUCUCUGCCUUAUGAGGAUAGCACGUGGGAGCUGAAGGACGACGUUGAUCAAAGCAAGAUUGAAGAGUUUGAGCGGCUGCAGGCAGCCAAGCCAGACUCACGCAGAGUGGAGCGACCUCCAGCCAACCUCUGGAAGAAGAGGGAGCAAUCGAGGGAAUACAGGAAUAGCAACACUCUCAGGGAUUACCAGCUGGAGGGGGUCAACUGGCUUCUUUUCAACUGGUACAACAGGCGGAACUGCAUCUUGGCUGACGAGAUGGGCCUAGGAAAGACCAUCCAGUCCAUAACAUUCCUGGAAGAGAUUCACCGUAUUGGCAUCAAAGGGCCCUUCCUCAUCAUCGCCCCCCUCUCUACUAUUGCAAACUGGGAGAGAGAAUUUCACACCUGGACUCACCUCAACGUCAUCGUUUACCACGGAAGCAUGAUUAGCAGGCAGAUGCUGCAGCAGUAUGAGAUGUAUUUCAGGGAUGCACAGGGUCGCCCCAUUCGAGGUGCCUACAAGUUCCAGGCUGUUAUCACCACGUUUGAGAUGAUCCUGGGAGGCUGCCCCGAGCUCAAUGCCAUCGAGUGGCGAUGUGUGAUCAUCGACGAGGCCCAUCGUCUGAAGAACAAGAACUGCAAGCUACUUGAAGGCUUCAAACUCAUGAACCUGGAGCACAAGGUCCUACUGACUGGAACUCCUCUGCAAAACACAGUGGAGGAGCUUUUUAGUCUGCUGCACUUCCUGGAGCCAGGGCGCUUCCCUUCUGAGAACAACUUCAUGCAGGAGUUUGGUGACCUCAAGACAGAGGAGCAGGUGCAGAAGCUUCAGGGCAUCCUGAAGCCCAUGAUGCUGCGUCGUUUGAAAGAAGACGUGGAGAAGAAGCUGGCCCCUAAAGAGGAAACCAUCAUUGAGGUGGAGCUCACCAACAUCCAGAAGAAAUACUAUCGCGCCAUCCUCGAGAAGAACUUCUCUUUCCUGGCCAAAGGGGCGGGCCAGUCGAACAUGCCCAACCUGGUCAAUACCAUGAUGGAAUUAAGAAAGUGUUGUAACCACCCCUACCUCAUCAAAGGGGCUGAAGAGAAGAUCCUAGAAGAUUUCAGGGAAGUGCACAGUCCCACUGCCGCUGACUUUCACCUUCAGGCCAUGGUUCAGUCUGCUGGAAAGUUGGUUCUUAUUGAUAAGCUGCUGCCCAAGAUGAAGGCAGGAGGCCACAAGGUGCUCAUCUUCUCCCAGAUGGUGCGCUGUCUGGAUAUCUUGGAAGACUACCUCAUUCAGAAAAGGUACUUGUAUGAGCGCAUUGAUGGCCGCGUUCGUGGAAACCUGCGUCAGGCUGCCAUAGAUCGCUUCAGUAAGCCCGACUCGGACCGCUUCGUUUUCCUGCUGUGUACAAGAGCCGGUGGCCUGGGCAUCAACCUGACUGCAGCAGAUACCUGCAUCAUCUUUGACUCUGACUGGAACCCUCAGAACGACCUGCAGGCUCAGGCUCGCUGUCAUCGAAUCGGUCAGAACAAGGCGGUGAAGGUGUAUCGUCUCAUCACCAGGAACUCGUAUGAGCGAGAAAUGUUUGACCGGGCCAGCCUCAAGCUGGGCCUGGACAAAGCCGUGCUGCAGAGCAUGAGUGGCCGUGAUAACAGCCUUGGAGGAGGCACAGGAGGAGGGGCUGCUCAGCAGCAGUUGUCCAAGAAAGAAAUCGAGGAUCUUUUGCGACGUGGUGCUUACGGAGCCAUCAUGGAUGAGGAAGAUGAAGGGGCCAAAUUCUGUGAGGAGGACAUUGAUCAGAUCCUCCAACGCAGGACAAAGACCAUCACCAUCGAGUCUGAGGGACGAGGAUCCACUUUUGCUAAGGCAAGUUUUGUGGCAUCAGGGAACCGCACCGACAUCUCUCUGGAUGAUCCUAAUUUCUGGGACAAGUGGGCCAAAAAAGCUGACAUCGAUAUGGAUAUGGUCAACGGCAGAAACAGCUUGGUGAUCGACACUCCACGUGUGAGAAAGCAGACCAGACCGUUCAGCGCCACCAAAGAUGAGCUGGCAGAGCUGUCGGAGGGGGAGAGUGACAGCGAUGAGACCAAGCCUAAGCUCAGAAGAAACGACCGUCCCAACAGUUACGGCCGCACAGAGUGCUUCAGGGUGGAAAAGAACUUGCUUGUUUAUGGAUGGGGUCGUUGGAAAGAUAUCCUUAACCACGGUCGUUUCAAGAAGCAGUUGACCGAGCGGGAUGUGGAGUCCAUCUGCAGAGCCCUGCUCGCCUACUGCCUGGUCCAUUACCGUGGCGAUGACAAAAUAAAGAGCUUCAUGUGGGACCUGAUAGCUCCCACUGAAGACGGGCGCACCAAGGAGCUGCAGAAUCACCUCGGCCUGUCAGUCCCAGUACCUCGGGGCAGAAAGGGCAAGAAGAUGAAGACCCAGACUAGUUCUUUUGAUAUCCACAAAGCUGAGUGGCUCCGGAAGCACAACCCUGAGCACAUGCUGCAGGACGACGGCUAUAAGAAGCAUCUGAAACACCACUGCAACAAGGUGCUGCUCCGGGUCAGAAUGCUCUACUACCUGAAACAAGAGGUGAUCGGAAGUCAGGCCCAGAAGGUGCUGGACGGCGGCGACUCCAGUGAGGUUAAGAUCUGGGUGCCGGACCCGGACCACUCGGAGCUCCCAGCCCUUUGGUGGGAUGCAGUCGCCGAUAAAUGUCUUCUACUUGGAGUCUUCAAGCAUGGAUAUGAGAAGUACAACACAAUUCGAGCAGACCCAACUCUGUGCUUCUUAGACCGCGUUGGUCGGCCGGAUGAGAAGGCCAUCGCUGCUGAGCAGAGGAGCAAUGACUUCAUGGAUGGGGAUGUGGAUGAUCCAGAGUAUAAACCUGCUCCAGCCCUUCUGAAAGAUGAGAUGGAGGAUGACGCCUCCUCCCCUGGAGAUUUGGUGGUCUCUGAUAAUGCUGGAGAUGCACCUCUGUUGACGGAAGGCCAGACUGCUUACUGGCCCUCCCCCUCAGUGCUCACAGCCAGACUGAGGCGACUGAUCACAGCCUCCCAGCGCUACACAAAGAGUCGGCAGAUCCUCCACAUCCAUCAGACUCAGUCCCACCCUCAGACCCAGCAGGCCAUGAUGCUCUCUGCCCCCGUCUGCCCACUGGCCCCCACACUUAAAGACACGCUUAACCCUAAAAUGGCUGCAAAGAUUGAACGCCAGCAGAGAUGGACCAGGAGAGAAGAAGCUGAUUUCUAUCGGGUGGUCUCCACCUUUGGCGUCGUUUUUGACCCAAACCUCGGGCAGUUUGACUGGACCAAGUUUAGGGCCAUGGCUCGGUUGCACAAGAAAACAGACGAGAGCCUUCAGAAAUACCUCUGCGCCUUCACCGCCAUGUGCAGGAGGGUGUGCCGCCUGCCACCCAAAGAUGGAGAUUUGGCAGUGGAUCCUUCCCUGACCAUCCAGCCAAUCACAGAGGAGCGAGCAUCCCGUACCCUGUACAGAGUAGAGCUGCUUCGACAGGUCAGGGAACAAGUCCUCAGACACCCGUUACUGUAUGAACGCCUGUCCCUGUGCCAGAUGAGCUCUGAUCUUCCUGUGUGGUGGGAGGCUGGGACUCACGACCGUGACCUGCUGAUUGGUGCUGCAAAGCACGGCGUCAGUCGGACGGAUUAUCACAUUCUUAGAGACCCCGAUCUCUGCUUCAUGGCAGCCCAACGCAACUACAGCCAGGUGAAGGCUGCCCAGCAGCAGCAGCGCACAGCGACCCCGCUGCUGCAUACCCAGUAUCAGGCUCCCAGCUCCUUACCGCCAGGUUCCCCACUGCCUCCACCUCAACACAGAGACCCUGACCCCUGCGGACUUGUUCCAAAAGUGGAACCAGCCUCGGAGGAGGAGGUAAAAGAAAGGCAGGGGGAGGGAUGGAGCCCCCCUCAGCUGCCAGCGACUCCCACUGGCCUGGAGGAAAAGCCGAUUUUAGGGGCGAAGGACAGCGAGAGGCAAAUGGUGGCGGCGCGAACCAAACCGCUAACGCCCAACUCCACAGAAAAGAAACCCAAGAAGGCGAGCAAGAGGGGCCGCAGGGAGGCCCGGCGAGGCUCCGAGUCCGACUCGGAUCGCUCCUCCUCCAGCUCUUCCUCACGCUCAUCUUCAUCGUCUUCAUCCUCCUCUUCCUCCUCCUCGCACUCUGGCUCAAGCUCUUCCUCCUCCUCAUCGUCUUGCUCCUCCGGCUCUUCUUCGUCAUCGUCGUCCUCUUCCUCUUCUGAUGACAGUGAAAGCGAGGGAGAGGAAGCCAAGAAGAAAGUGCCUGUAACCGCGAGUGUUAAAGGUUUCGACGAGGACAGCGUGGCGUCUCUGAGCACCACCCAGGACGAAAUGCUAGACUCUCACAUGUCUGAGAAUGGAGUCGCAAACAGCUCCUCCCAUCCUUUCCAGGGAGGAGGCUACAUGUUGGCUGCAUCGUACUGGCCCAAGGACCGUGUGAUAAUCAACCGCCUGGACAGCAUCUGCCAGGCUGUGCUUAAGGGCAAGUGGCCUGGCCACCGCCGGGUCUAUGAGCCCGGCAGCACGGUCGCCUCCUUCUACACCACCAAGCUGCUGGACAACGCCAACAGCCUGUGCGAGGACCCCUCUGCCUCUCCACAAGGGUCAAAGGUGACCAAGCAUGUUGCAGAAAACAAGGAGUUCUCAGUAAAACUCAAUGAUCAGGAGGGCGGACUAAAGCUGACCUUUCAGAAACAGGGCCUACCGGUAAAGAGGCCCCUAGAGGCCGAAGAGGGCCCACAGGCCCAGCAGCAGUAUCUGGCCCGGCUCCAUGAGCUGCAAAGCGCUUCAGACACAGGCCUGGCUGACAUAACCAAGCCCCAAAGCAGCUUCCAGACUGACGUUCACAGCAGCCAUGCUGUCUCUCCUUCAGUUAUUCCGGGUGUUAGUGGUCAGAUGAGGCUGAAUGGAGCAGUGGACGGUCAGCCCAUGGUUAAGAAGAGAAGGGGAAGAAGGAAGAAUGUUGAAGGAAUGGAGCUGCUCUUCAUGAACAAGAAUAAAUCACCUAUUAAUUCAGAUCCGGUGGCUCCAGGAUGGGGUGGAAUUGGUCAGGUGGGAAUCACAGGAGCUGCUGUACCAAUGAACUCCAGUCAGAUCCCUGCAGACACAGACACCAGGGUCCCUGUUAUCAACCUUAAAGAUGGCACCCGACUAGCAGGGGACGACGCUCCUAUGAGGAAAGAUCUAGACCAGUGGCUUAGGGAGCACCCUGGCUUUGUGGCGGAUACAGGAGCUUUUAUCCCAGGGGUGAAUAAGAUGCAGAUGCAGUUCCACUUCCAGGAUGGACGACCGAAGCAGAAGAGGCACCGCUGCAGGAAUCCCAACAAGAUCGACGUGAACAGUCUAACAGGGGAGGAAAGGGUGCAGAUCAUAAACAGGAAAAAUGCUCGAAAGAUCGGUGGAGCUUUUGCUCCUCCUCUGAAGGAUCUGUGCCGGUUCCUUCAGGAAAAUCCAGAGUAUGGGGUCCCACCAGAAUGGGCUGACGUGGUUAAACAGUCGGGUUAUCUCCCUGAGAGCAUGUUUGACCGGAUCCUGACGGGACCCAUCGUUCCUGAGGAGGUCAGCCGACGAGGACGCCGACCCAAAAACCCUCUGGCCAAGGCUGCGGCAGCCGCAGCGACGCCCAGCUCAGCAGCCUCCACCCUGGGUUUGAACCCUUUGCUGGCCAACGGCAUCCUCUCUGGAAUGGACCUCGGCAGUCUGCAGGCCUUCCAGCAAAACCUCCAAAGUUUACAGUCCCUGCAGCUGACCGCAGGCCUCAUGGGGCUGCCGCCCGAUGCAAGCAACCUGGCUGCUAGUAACCUUGCUGCCAUGUUUCCCAUGAUGCUUUCUGGCAUGGCAGGAUUGCCAAACCUGCUCAACAUGGGCGGCCUGCUUGGAAAACCGACUCAGGAAGUUGCAGGAGGUUCUGAAGAGAGGGCGAAGGGAACCGACACGAGUGGAGCUACGGAUCAGUCGAAUGCCCCGCCUCAUAGUUCAGAAACCAAAGGAGAAAGGACAGAGAGCUCCAACGUGACUCCUUCCUCCACUUCCAGCUCUGCUUCCUCUGCCACCGUCACACAAAGUGCUUCAGCUGCCUCUGCAGCUACCAGUCACCCACUUUCUCUUAACCCCUUAUUACUCUCCAGUAUGCUUUACCCAGGGAUGCUUCUCACUCCAGGCCUUAACCUUCCUGUGUCUGCCGCACAGCCACAGAGCUCAAACAGCGACCCUUCAACCCUUCCACCCGCUGCUCCUUCCGCUCCUUCAGCCUCCCAGUCGUUACCGACGGAGGCGGGGCAGCCAUCAGGAAAGGGUGAAGAGGAGGGGCCAGAGGAGGCUUUGGAUGAAGAGGAGGAGGACGAGGAAUCUGCAGAACCGAGAGAAAACAGUGGUCCCGAAUGUUCAGCGAAAGCGGAGUCAUCUUCAUCAGAGUCUGGGAGCUCCUCCUCAUCCUCCGAUGAUUCAGACUCCAGUGACGAGGACUGAACCGAUGAACACAAAAUAAAAAAAUUUAUUUAUGUAUUGCCUAGAAAUGUAGACAUUUAUUCACAUAUAUAUGGAUUUUCCAGCACUUAUGUUGCGAUUUCUUUACGUGUAAAUAUAAGAACUAACUACGUUGUGUAAAAAAACAAAACAAACAAAAAAAAAAAGACUGUAAAAAAACCCUAAAAAAAACUGAAUUAAAGGAGCUGAAAUAAAAUGUUCAUGUCUGUUCACAAGGUACAGUCUUGUUUUGAGACAGUUUGCAUGUCAGACUUUGGUACUUUCUGAACUUUGUGAACUUGUAACGCUGAUAAUGUACAAUUGCAACAGAAAAAAAGGCAUUAUUGUAAUUAUGCUAAUUAUGUCAGGAUUAAUUUUAUUAAAAAAAGAUAAAACUACAUCAACUCGCUCGUUGAGCAGUACUAUUAAUAUAUUUUGAUUGUUGUGGCGGUUGACACUUUACAAACACUUGGGUUCACUUGUUAAAUAGCCAGUACAUUUGCAGGUUUGUUGACACUUUGGCUUUGCAGAUAAACGUUGGAUAAUGUCAGCAAUAACCUGGGCAGCUAAUGAAUGUCACUGAAGCUGUAGAUUCUCUCAUCUGCCAUGUUUCCACCCCCAGUUUAUAAUUCAUACAUACUGCCCCCCCCCCACCCGCAUUCAACCCUUUUUAUUUAUCUUAGGAACCGGAUUAAACAUUGAUUGGGGAAAUUAGUUAGUUUUCUGUUUAGGAUUAAUCCAAAUUUUAGAGAUGCAUCCCUUUCAAGGUGCACUUUAUAUCCUUAAAUAAGGCAAAUGUUUUUUUUGUGUGUGUGCAGUUCUUAGAUGACGUUAUCUAUUGACAGGAAUUAGGUUUCUGCGGUGUGC